AUGAAACAAGGUGGACUGGGGAUUUAUUCUGCUCAAUUAUGGAAUUCAGCUUCUGCUUUACGAAGCAUAUGGAUCAUUCAUUCUAACAAGGAAUCUCUUUGGAUUAAAUGGAUCCAUGAAAAUUAUCUCAAACAUAAAGACAUAUGGCAGGUUGAAGCUAGAUCAGGAGACUCAUGGAUGUGGAAACAAUUAUUCAGAAUUAGAAACAAGGUGAUGGCGGUUUUAGGAGGUGCUGAUAAUACCAAGACUCUCAUCAUGUCAAGCUGCAAGAAUUCAAAGCCAAUUCUGUCGAUAUUGUACAAGAACCUGUCAGCAGCUGUUAUCUCAGUACCAUGGUAUAAAACUGUGUGGGGUGGACUCAAUGUACCCAAACAUUCUUUUAUCAGCUGGCUAGCGAUUCAGAACAGGCUCCUCACACAAGAUAGGCUCCUAAAAAGAGGUAUAAUCAGUUCAAACCAGUGUUGUCUAUGCUCGGGUCAAAUCACUGAAUCGAGAGAUCAUCUGUUCUUCGAAUGCACUUUUUCCUCCUACAUUUGGAACUCAAUCAUGGAUUGGAUGAAUUUCAAGAAGAAGUCUUGCAAUUGGAAUCAGGUUUGGAACUGGUUUUCAAGCAUGAGAGGAAAAUCUCUACAGGUUAAGCUUAGAAGAUUGGUAUUAACAGCUUCAAUCUACUGCAUAUGGAGAGAAAGAAAUGCAAGGUUGUUUACCCAGAAGAUAAGGAGUGCUGAUCAUUUGAUCAAGGUUAUAAAGUUUGAAGCCUCUACAAUCAUUUUCAAUAACCCCCCCUAA
Asparagus officinalis (garden asparagus) is the source of this 789-nucleotide messenger RNA. RefSeq lists its product as uncharacterized. The record is from RefSeq and is a predicted model, not a curated record. Bases 1 to 789 code for a protein of 262 amino acids. Lineage: Eukaryota; Viridiplantae; Streptophyta; Magnoliopsida; Asparagales; Asparagaceae. The transcript has a single exon.